CUCAGUCUGAGAAGGGGAAAACUACAGUGACCUGGCCAAACCAUGAAAAGGGAGCCCCCUGAGUUACAAAGAAGGAGCAACUGAGUCCAGGGUACAGAGAUGUCCUGAGCAACCAAAGGAAGAGAUGUUAGACUGGUUGAGAGCUAAUCCCCAGAUAUGCCCACAAAGAGGUGCUCCAGUGGGUAGUGAUACAGAACGAGAUGGAAUAGCACCAGAAAAAUCAUCCCCAGAGAGAGAGAAGAAAAAGGAACAGUCAGAUGCAUCUAAUUCUCCUAGAACCUCAAAACAUCAUUACUCAAGAUCGCGUUCACGAUCAAGGGAAAGAAAACGGAAGUCAGAUAACGAAGGAAGAAAACACAGAAGCCGGAGCAGAAGCAAAGAGGCAAGAAGACACGAGUCCAAAGAAAAGUCCUCUAAGAAACACAAAUCUGAUGACCACAAUGACAAAGAACACUCUUCUGACAAGGGAAGAGAGAGCCUAAAUUCAUCUGAAAACGGUGAGGACAGACACAAACGCAAAGAAAGGAAAUCAUCAAGAGGCAAAAGUCAUUCAAGAUCCAGGUCCCGUGAAAGGCGUCAUCGUAGUAGAAGCCGUGAUAGAAAAAAGUCACGGUCCCGAAGCAGAGAGAGAAAACGCCGUAUAAGAUCUCGUUCUAGAUCAAAAUCUAGACACAGACAUAGAAGUAGAAGCAGAAGUAGGACUCGGAGCAGAAGCCGAGAAAGAAAGAAGAGAAUUGAAAAACCCCGAAAGUUCAGCAGGAGUCACAGCCGAAGUCCAAGUCCACCACCUUUUAGGGGACGAAACACAGCAAUGGAUGCACAAGAAGCAUUAGCCAGAAGGUUGGAAAGAGCAAAGAAAUUGCAAGAACAGAGAGAAAAAGAAAUGGUUGAAAAACAGAAACAACAGGAAAUCGUUGCUGCUGCUGCCACUGGGGGUUCUGUCAUCAAUGUUGCUGCUCUUCUGGCAUCAGGAACACAAGUAACUCCUCAAAUAGCUAUGGCAGCUCAAAUGGCAGCACUACAAGCAAAAGCACUGGCAGAGACUGGAAUAGCAGUACCUAGCUAUUAUAACCCAGCAGCGGUGAACCCAAUGAAGUUUGCUGAGCAGGAGAAAAAGCGGAAAAUGCUCUGGCAAGGGAAAAAAGAAGGGGAUAAAUCACAGUCUGCGGAAAUAUGGGAGAAAUUGAAUUUUGGAAACAAGGACCAAAAUGUCAAAUUCAGAAAACUAAUGGGCAUUAAGAGUGAGGAUGAAGCUGGUUGUAGUUCAGUUGAUGAAGAAAGUUAUAAAACUCUGAAGCAACAGGAAGAAGUAUUCAGAAAUCUGGAUGCACAGUAUGAGAUGGCACGAUCACAGACUCACACACAAAGAGGAAUGGGAUUGGGGUUUACAUCUUCAAUGCGAGGAAUGGAUGCAAUUUGAAAAAACAUGAUUUUAAAGUCUGGGACUUUGUGGAUGAUUCCCGUUCUGAUGUUGGGUCCUUGUUCACCAAAAAGCUAGCAUUCUAGCUUGCAUGGGUGUUGCAUUGACUUUAAUUUAUUGAAAAAGUACAAACUUUCUGUAAAUAUGAGAUCAGUGAUACUGGUGUUAGUGUUGUAAUCAGGUUAUACCCACUUCCAUUAAACUUGACAGAACUAUAGAAGGACAGUAUUUUUAGUUAAAGUUCUACUUUUUCAAACAAAGCAGCAGCUGGGGUAAACUCAUACAUGGAUAUUUCGUGUCCACAGUCUUGUGUACUUUUGUACUUUAACCUUGUACAGUUAUUUUCAACUCUUGAAACAUGAAAGAAACAUUGUGUAGAUGUUAUCUAGCAGAUUGGCCAACUGGCACAUUAAUCCAGUGCAACAACCUGGUUAAUAAAUAUGUUUUUCUCUAAACUGCUAUUUUUAAGCUUACUUAAAAGUUUGUUUUAAUUGGUUUCUUUUAAGCUAUCCCACCCAUAAGUAAUUUUUAAAAGUUAUGUUGAAUUUCCAGCUAUUACUUUACCACAGGGAGCUCUGUAGUAGAAUAAGAAAAAAGGGGAAUGUCAGAGGGGUGGUAUUCAAAUAACAGUAAUGGGUACUGAACAUUUUGUUUUUUAACUUGGCAGUUUCUGCUUGACUGUUACUAUGGUGUAUAUAAUAUGUGCCAAUAUAUUAGCAGGUCUUGGAAAAACCCAGCACCUACUAAGCAAGGGAUUAGCCUUAUCAUGAGGGUGAAAUACACCACUUCCCUGAGCUACUCCUUCAUCCCUAGCCAAACCCACCUCCUCCCUAGUCUCCUGUUGGCUAGGUGCUCUCCAUUGCUUGGAUU
Mauremys reevesii (Reeves's turtle) is the source of this 2290-nucleotide messenger RNA. RefSeq names its product arginine and serine rich coiled-coil 2 (gene RSRC2). NCBI's taxonomy places the organism in Eukaryota, Metazoa, Chordata, Testudines, Geoemydidae. The coding region runs from base 125 to 1420 and encodes 431 amino acids. The record is from RefSeq and is a predicted model, not a curated record. The transcript has 10 exons.